Molecule: messenger RNA, 351 nt
Organism: Colletotrichum phormii
Lineage: Eukaryota; Fungi; Ascomycota; Sordariomycetes; Glomerellales; Glomerellaceae
Exons: 1
Coding region: 1-351 (116 amino acids)
Source: RefSeq, a predicted model, not a curated record
AUGGGUGCCGUCUCAAGCCGUCAGCCUCGCAAAAUCACGCAAGAGAACGCUACCGAAGAUCCUUAUUACGAUGUGAUAUUCACAUAUUGCGACGUAAAAGACAGUGACUCUGCAAAGGCAAAAUGGGAAGCUGUCCUUUACAUCGAGACAAAAGACCUAAAGCGAGUCUUACGCAAAGGGCUCGUUAUCUCGGAAGACAAUAUUCAACCACAAUCCGACUGUAUCACGAUCGAAAAGUGCCCCGGGUAUCUUCGAGAAGAAGGCUGGAUUUAUGCCCGUCGGUACAUCUUGUCUGGGAAGUCGUGCGGCGGAUGGACGGCCCAUCUCGCGGUUGGAGAGCGGACGAAAUGA